Messenger RNA from Physella acuta, 3027 nucleotides. RefSeq names its product protein O-mannosyl-transferase TMTC4. Gene Ontology annotation, biological process: endoplasmic reticulum unfolded protein response; protein O-linked glycosylation via mannose. NCBI's taxonomy places the organism in Eukaryota, Metazoa, Mollusca, Gastropoda, Physidae. The record is from RefSeq and is a predicted model, not a curated record. Gene Ontology annotation, molecular function: protein binding; mannosyltransferase activity. Gene Ontology annotation, cellular component: endoplasmic reticulum.
AUAGCAGCCAUCUUGUUGAAGUUUUUUUUAUAAACUUAUAGCGCGAGAUUCAGGGGAAGCCACUCUAACUUACAGAUGGCCGCUUUUUAUAUAGCAAAUCCUGCUCGCAAACACUGCUGUUUAAAGUUAAUUUCUUGCCUGUAUUGAUAUAUCUAGCCAUUGAUUUAGAAUAUUCUCUCCCUUUAUGGUCCAGUGCCUAGAGAAUAGUUUAAGUAGAUGGCUGAUUGUCAAAACCAGCAAAAAAUGCUUAAACCAAAGACAUUUGAUGAGGAGAAUUUAGAAGAUGAAUUACCAAUCUCAGUACCUAGAAGUACAUUUCAGGCUGGUGUUAUAAUUUUUAUGGUGGCAGUACUCUGCUUUGUGAAUAGUUAUGAUGGAGAAUUUGUGUUUGAUGAUACAGAAGCAAUUGAAAAUAAUAAAGAUCUUCUACCAAGCACUCCAAUCAGCAAUCUGUUAGAAAAUGAUUUUUGGGGAAGAAAACUCAGUAAUUUGAGUCACAAAUCCUACAGACCUAUAACAGUUUUGACCUUCAGAUGGAAUUAUUGGGCUGCUGGCGGGCUUUAUCCUAAAGGUUUUCACAUCGUCAAUAUCCUUCUACAUGGAUUUGUUUGUGUCUUAUUGAUGCCUGCUUAUAAGGUUGUUUUAUCUAUCAACGCCAUGCAUUCAUCACCAAAAUCAUCACUACUAUGCAGUUUGUUGUUUGCUGUUCAUCCUGUGCACACUGAAAGUGUUGCAGGUGUUGUUGGACGUGCUGAUUUACUGUGUGCCUUGUUUUUUAUUCUAUCUUUUCUAAUGUAUGUUAAAGGAAUUACUAGAGAGUCAGCAUUCUGUCCCAGUAAUUGCUCAUACUUAUGGAUAAUCAUAAGCAUGUCAUUUUGUGCAUGUGCAACUUUUAGUAAAGAACAAGGAAUUACAGUAAUUGGAAUCUGCAGUGCCUAUGAUAUUCUGGCAGUUUGUAAAUAUAAUUCCUACAAAAUGUCCAGAAGCUACAAUUACUCAAUAACAGUGCAUCAAAAGUAUAAAAAUAAGAUUGCUUUAGAAGACAAUUGGAAAAUGGCACUGAUCAAACGACAACUUUUACUCACUGUAUCAGCUGUAUUUUUACUGGUUGUUCGGUGGCGAGUUAUGGGAUCAGCACCUCCUAUAUUUCAAAUUCAUGAUAACCCCCAUUCAUUUGUCAAUGGAACAAUUUUUAGGGCAAUUAAUUAUAACUACUUAUAUGCAAUCAAUAGCUGGAUUUUGUUAUCUGCCCAUUGGCUUUGCUUUGAUUGGUCCAUGGGCUGUAUUCCCACAAUAACUUCAGUUACUGAUCCUCGCAUUUUGGUUGUUUGUAUUUUUUGGAUAGUUUUAUUGCUAAUAGCAAGGAGAUGCCUUUGUUUGAAAUCAAACAGAUCACUUAUUUUGGCAGUGCUUUUAAUAGCUGUACCCUUCCUCCCAGCCUCAAAUAUUUUAUUUAGAGUUGGAUUUGUUGUUGCAGAGCGAGUUUUGUAUAUACCUUCCGCUGGUUUUUGCAUUCUAAUUGUUUUAGGGCUCAAAGCUUUGUGCAAAAUCAAUAAAUUUAAACAUAUAGCUUUUGCUGGAUUUGUAUUACUUUUAUUAGUAUUUUUUCUUCGAUCAAUACAGAGAAGCAGCGAAUGGCGAAGAGGUAUUUCUUUAUUUAAAUCAGGAGAAAAAGUUUGUCCUCUCAAUGCUAAGGUCCACUAUAAUAUUGGUAAGCUAAGUGCUGACUCUGGGAACACAACAUUAGCUCAGUUACAUUACAGACUGGCCAUUAAACUGAACCCUAUGUAUGAUCAAGCAAUGAAUAAUCUUGCAAACAUUCUCAAAGAUAACAAUUUGACAGAGGAAGCAGAACAACUUCUUGAUAAAGCAGUAUCUAUAUCAUCAGACUUUGCUGCUGCUUGGAUGAAUAGGGGUAUUGUCAAGGCUGCCCUUAAAAAGUUUACAGAAGCUGAGUUUAGCUACAAAAGAGGAAUUCAUUAUCGAAAAAACUAUCCUGAUUGCUAUUACAAUCUAGGCAAUUUGUACCUUGACAUGGGUCGUUCUCAAGAUGCUUUAGAGGCAUGGCACAACGCUACAGUUUUAAAACCUACACACUGGAAUUCUUGGAAUAAUGCAAUUAUUUUACUUGAUAAUUUAAAUCAGCAUGAAAAGGCAGCCAGCCUGGCUCUGGUAGCUUUAAGAAUUUUGCCUAACAACAGUGCACUCAAAUUUAGCCUAGCCAAUGUUUAUGGCAAACAGGAGAAAUAUAAUGAAAGUGAAAAGUUGUUCCAUGAAGCACUAAGAGGAGAUCCACAGAAUGCAAAUAUCUAUUUAAAUCUAGGUGUAUUGUAUCACAGAUGGGGCAGGUACUCUGAUGCUUUGCUCUACUACAAACAAUCUUUUCAAUUGAAUCCUCAAAAUUCAAUCACACAGGAAAAUAUGAAACUCCUGCAAUCAAAGUUGAAAUCAAAGAAUUAAGCUUUAGAUUAUAUUUAGCCUUAAUGUGUUUUUUGUUUUUAAUUAUUGCAAAUAAAAGUAAGAUAAUUUCUAUUGAGUCAUAAUACAAUGAUACACAUAAAAUACUUCCUUUUCUUUAAUAUUAACUUUUUGAGUGUAUAUCUAUAUAUAAUAUAUAUACACAUAUAUAGAGAUAAAUAUAUAAUAUAUAUAUAUAUAUAUGUCAGCGGGUGAAUGGAUGAUUUAUUUUGUAUUAUAUUUUUGUGUGCGAAUUUGUACGUGAAUGUUCUGCUGGACAGUGGCUACUGGGUUUAACUUCUGGCCAUGUCACAGGGUAUAAUUAAUAUAUAAAUAUAAAAUUAUAUAUUUAUAUGGACCCAAAAAAUUUUAACACACACACAGUCCUUUAUAUAGCUUGAUUACAAUUAUUGGGUUUCUUUAUACUGUAGUGAUGCAACAUAGUUUUCAUUUCAAAUGUUGGUUCUGCAUCUGCACUCAGCAGAUGUUUUGAAUUUGACUUAAUGUUUACGUUUUUAUUUUUGGUUACAUUUUUUUCUCCAUGAAAAUAAAUGUUAUUAAAUUGUUAAA